AACAUGUGAGACUGAAGAGUCCAGCACGUUGAUUCGUAGUUCGGACCCUUCUGUUUUUGUGACUCAAAAACUACCAAAAUUAUUCACAGAAUUAAAUCAAAAUUAAUUUUAGUAAUAAUAUUAAUAUAAAGCUUUUUUGCUUGAUUGUCUUGAAUACAGGCCCAGUCAAAUAUUUAUUACACUCAAGCAUCACUUUCCCCACACACUCUCUCUCUCAUCCCCCCUAUCUCUCUCUCUCAUCUUUUUCACAGGUAUCAUCAGCAUGCUAUGAACAAGAGUGCUUCCAUCUUUCCUUUUUGCUCAUACAUCAAAGCAAUGAACUUGUGGACCAGAUUCUUCAGUUUCCAGAUUUGAUAAUUGGGGUUUAGAAGUUUUUUGAGAUCAAGAGAAGGUUUGUUGCUGGAUGAGUAUCUUGAUCCUGUCAAGUACAUAGCUUUUAUCUUUCAAUGGCGUCAAAAGUCCGGUCUACGGCUGUACCGCCGCUAGCGCCAGCGGUGGCGGCAGAAAUCGCGUCGAAACAUGCUGUUGGAGAUGAUUUGGAAGCUAAACUGGCUUCCAAACUAACAAUUGAAAGUGGUAAGGUUGGUGUUAGUUUGGAUGAGGAAAAGAAGAUUGGUGAGAAGAACAGCUCGGUUUCGGAUAAAGCGAGUGAUGGGAACAGCAGCCUCGGGAAGACGAGCGGGAGCGCGCGUGUCGAUUUUGUGGAGAGUGGGAAGAGUAGUAUGUGUAGAGGAAGCACAAGCAGCAAUGUGAGUGAUGAAAGCAGCUGUAGUAGUUUCAGUAGCAGUAUCAACAAGCCGCAUAAGUCGAAUGAUAUGCGAUGGGAAGCUAUUCAAGUGGUUCGAGCGCGAGACGGGGCGUUGGGUUUGACCCAUUUCAGAUUGUUGAAGAGAUUAGGGUGUGGUGAUAUUGGUAGUGUUUACUUGGCUGAGUUGACCGGGACGAAAGCGUAUUUUGCUAUGAAAGUUAUGGAUAAAGCGUCUUUAGCUAGCCGUAAAAAGCUUCUUCGCGCUCAAACCGAGAGAGAGAUUCUGCAAUCGUUGGACCACCCGUUUCUUCCAACGUUAUACACUCAUUUUGAGACCGAUAAGUUUUCGUGUUUGGUGAUGGAGUUUUGUCCCGGAGGAGAUUUGCAUACACUCAGGCAAAGACAGCCCGGGAAACACUUCACCGAGCAGGCUGUCAAGUUUUACGUGGCAGAGGUGCUGUUAGCCAUGGAAUAUCUCCACAUGCUCGGGAUUGUUUACCGUGACCUUAAACCCGAAAACGUCCUCGUGAGGGAAGACGGGCAUAUAAUGCUCUCGGAUUUUGAUCUAUCCCUUCGUUGCAGUGUUAGCCCGACUUUAGUAAAGUCUUCAUCUAUGGACUCCGAGCCCCUUCGUCGGAACACCGCGUAUUGUGCCCAACCCGCUUGCAUUGAGCCGUCAUGUAUUCAGCCUUCGUGUGUGGUCCCCACAUCUUGCUUCUCGCCUCGUUUCUUUUCAAGCAAAUCCAAGAAAGAACGCAAAAGCAAAGUCACAAAAGACAUUGGAAACCAAGUUAGCCCGUUGCCUGAACUCAUGGCUGAACCAACCAGUGCCCGAUCCAUGUCAUUUGUGGGAACCCACGAGUACUUAGCCCCCGAGAUCAUUAAAGGUGAAGGCCAUGGAAGCGCUGUAGAUUGGUGGACGUUUGGCAUAUUCCUAUACGAGUUAUUGUUUGGUAGGACUCCAUUUAAAGGGUCGGGUAAUCGCGCCACAUUGUUUAACGUUGUGGGCCAGCCACUUCGGUUUCCAGAGUCACCCGCGGUUAGCUUUUCUGCUCGGGAUCUAAUCAGGGGUUUGCUUGUGAAAGAACCACAACACAGACUCGCUUAUAAACGUGGAGCCACUGAGAUCAAGCAACACCCGUUCUUCGAAGGUGUUAACUGGGCGUUAAUCCGCUGUGCUACGCCACCAGACGUCCCUAAGCCGGUUGAGUAUGAAAGGUUUUCCGGGGCUCCUGUUGCAUCAACAAGUGAAAAGACUAAUAUACCCCCGGUUGCUGCUCCAAACCAACAAAAGGGUUCAGACAAUUACUUGGAGUUCGAUUUCUUUUAAAUAUACCUAUGAAUGGAUUUGCAGGGGGGUGAUUAUGGGGGAGAAUGGUUGUAUUUUUCUUGGAUGAACUACAUGAAACUUGUGAGUUGUAAUUGUCUGUUGUUGCAUUGCAUCAUAUCAUUUAUCAACCUCAUGAACAUGACUAUGAUGAUGAUGAUGAUCUAUCAUGAACAUAUAAACAUCAAAGACAACUUUGUUUAUUGGUUUU
This is a messenger RNA of Helianthus annuus (common sunflower), 2286 nucleotides long. RefSeq names its product serine/threonine-protein kinase D6PKL2. Bases 447 to 2078 code for a protein of 543 amino acids. The transcript has 3 exons. The record is from RefSeq and is a predicted model, not a curated record. Gene Ontology annotation, cellular component: nucleus; cytoplasm; plasma membrane. Gene Ontology annotation, biological process: protein phosphorylation. Gene Ontology annotation, molecular function: protein serine/threonine kinase activity; ATP binding. NCBI's taxonomy places the organism in Eukaryota, Viridiplantae, Streptophyta, Magnoliopsida, Asterales, Asteraceae.